Messenger RNA from Castor canadensis (American beaver), 749 nucleotides. Lineage: Eukaryota; Metazoa; Chordata; Mammalia; Rodentia; Castoridae. The record is from RefSeq and is a predicted model, not a curated record.
CCUUCCCUAAACGUGUUCUCUGCUUUCCCAAGACAGCUGAGAAAAAUAAAUAAAUAAAGACCCGCGGGGACCCCCGCCCCUCCCUGUCUCUAGCCGGGAAGAGAGGGAGAGUUGUCCCAAAUCAGUGGCUUCAGCAUGUGGACAAGUUUUGAUCCACGGCAGCCCGGUGGCUUUCUUUCCCUUUGCAGCAGGCGACAGUCCCGGGCGCCACCUGCGCGUCGGGCUCGGAGCGGACGGAUAGCUCCCGCCAAACCUGGCCGAGAUUGCGGCGGAGGAGAAGCUGCACGAUGCGGACGCCGCCGAAGCUCCUCCUUUCGCCGGUAUGGCCGGGGCUACCUGGCUGUGCGGCGCAUGCAGGGCGCACAGCCCGGAGCGCCCCGCACGGCCCCUCGGCACCCAUCUCGCCAGUCCUCCAGCCCUCGCAACCGGAGCACAACCCACUGCGUCCCACCUGCGCUGCAGCCCCCGCCUGCCGGUUGGCCAGGUCCAACCCCGCGGGCGCCGCGGCCUCGCUUACGCUGCUGGCGCAGUCGGUCCUACGCCAGCGGCACAGCGCCCGCUCGCCGGUCCUCUCGGGUUGGGCCCGCGGCCGCGCUCACGCAGUUAGCGCAAACGGUCCUACGCUUCCGGCGUAGCGCGUCCCAGCCGAUCCUCUCAAGUCGGACGACGCGGCCGCGCUCACGCAGCUAGCGCAAACGGUCCUACGCCGGCGGCGCAGCGCCCGCCCGCCGGUCCGCCCGCCCCCUGCG